Messenger RNA from Lolium rigidum, 1979 nucleotides. RefSeq names its product endo-1,4-beta-xylanase 1-like. The transcript is spliced from 3 exons. Bases 16 to 1755 code for a protein of 579 amino acids. Gene Ontology annotation, biological process: carbohydrate metabolic process. Gene Ontology annotation, molecular function: hydrolase activity, hydrolyzing O-glycosyl compounds. The record is from RefSeq and is a predicted model, not a curated record. Lineage: Eukaryota; Viridiplantae; Streptophyta; Magnoliopsida; Poales; Poaceae.
CCGCGUCGUAGAGCCAUGGCUUGUUCUUGUGCACACGGGGUGGUGUUCGACGCCAACCUGCUCCGGAACAGCGCGCUGGAGGACGGGCUCGCCGGGUGGGCGCCGCUGGGCGCGUGCACCAAGCUGUCGGCGCACGACGAGGAGCCGGCCAAUGUGCCCACCGAGACCAUCAACGACGUCGCCGACGACUACAAGCCGAGCGGCCGGUACAUUCUGGCGACUGGCCGCGCCUGCGAGGAGGAUGGACUCUGCCAGGUGAUCCCCGGCGGCGCGCUCAUGCCUCGUAUCACGUACCGGGUGGCCGGGUGGAUCAGCCUCGGCGACGGCAUGGCCAAGGCGGAGGGCGCCGGGGACGCCGUGGUGCGCAUCAACAUUCGCCUGGGCGGCGACGGGGGAGAAGGCGUGGAGGAGGAGAAAUGCCUGGUGGUCGAGGGCGGCGUCGUGUGCGCCGAGGCGGGGAAGUGGACGGAGAUCAAGGGCGUGUUCCGGCUGAAGGCAAGCCCGGUGUUAUCCGGCGCCGCGGCGGUGCACGUCCAGGGCGCGCCCGCCGGCGUCGACGUCAAGGUGAUGGACCUCCAGGUCUUCGCCGUCGAUCGCAAGGCCCGGUUCAAGAAGCUCAAGAAGAAGACUGACAAGGUGCGAAGGCGUGACGUGGUGCUGAAGUUUGCCGACGCCGGAGCAUCAUCUGCCGUCUCCGGCGCGUCAAUUCGGGUGAUGCAGAUGGACCAGAGCUUCGCGUUCGGCGCGUGCAUCAACCCGGCGGUGAUCCAGGACCCCAACUUCGUGGACUUCUUCACCAAGCACUUCGACUGGGCGGUGUUCGAGAACGAGCUCAAGUGGUACCACACGGAGGCCGUCCAGGGCCAGCUCAACUACGCCGACACCGACGCGCUGCUCGACUUCUGCGACCGCUACGGCAAGCCCGUGCGCGGCCACUGCAUCUUCUGGGCAGUCGACAACAUGGUGCAGAAGUGGGUCAAGGCGCUCGACAACGACCAGCUCACCGCCGCCGUGCAGGGCCGCCUCACCAGCCUCCUCACUCGCUACACCGGCAGGUUCCCGCACUACGACGUCAACAACGAGAUGCUCCACGGAAGCUUCUUCCAGGACAAGCUCGGUGAAGACGUCAACGCCUUCAUGUUCAAGGAGACGGCGAGGAUCGACCCUGGCGCCGCCCUGUUCGUCAACGACUACAAUGUCGAGGGCGGCAAUGAUCCCAACGCCACACCGGAGAAGUACAUCGCGCAGAUCAACGCACUGCAGGAGAAGGGCGCGCCGGUGGGCGGCAUUGGGCUGCAGGGGCACGUGACGAACCCGGUCGGGGAGAUCAUCUGCGACGCGCUCGACAAGCUCGCCACCACCGACCUCCCCAUCUGGCUCACCGAGCUCGACGCAUGCGAGACCGACUUGGACCUCCGCGCCGACGACUACGAGGUGGUGCUCCGGGAGGCGUACGCGCACCCGGCCGUGGAGGGGGUGGUGUUCUGGGGGUUUAUGCAGGGACACAUGUGGCGCCAGGACGCCUGCCUCGUCAACUCCGACGGCACUGUCAACUGCGCCGGCGAGAGGUUCAUAAAUCUUCGACGGGAGUGGACGUCUCACGCGCGCGGGAAGAUCGACAGUGACGGAAACUUCAAAUUCAGAGGGUACCAUGGCUCGUACAUCGUGCAGCUCGCGACGGCGACAGGGAAGAUGCACAAGACGUUCAGCGUCGAGAAGGGGGACACGCCUCUCGUGCUGGAUAUGGAUGUGUGACGACGGUUAAUGUUGUUACCUCACAUAUAUAGUUCAUACUGAUAAAUACACACACACUCACUAAAUUUUAACCAAUGAAUUUGGGAAAGGUAUUGUACUGCCACAUAUAGCAAUUAUAGUUUUACAUUUCCACAUAUGGGUAUAUAUUGGACUACGAGAAAAAAAAGGUAAUUAUGGUAUUGUAUUGUAUUGGUUAAUUAAAUGUAACGGGGAUGAAUGAAUAA